GCUUGUUUGGAUAGUAUGUGCAUGUAAAUCCCCGCCCCGGGCAGAAAUUCCUGGCACAGCAAGAUGGAAAGGGUCAGAUGGUUGAUCAGGCCACUCUUAGGUCUUCGGAGGUACAGGACACAUGGGGCGGUCUCUCGUUAAAUGCGCGAUGUCCCGUGGAGAAUCUGUCACGUCCGUCGGAAGGACAUUCGAGACCACACCCAAGGAGAUGAGAGAUGCUACCCAAGGCGACAACUAUUUGGGCACCCUGUGCGAUGUAAGAGUCGCCGAAUCUGUUGCCGGUGUUAUCGAGAGCGCCCUUGCUCGUUUCGGCCGAAUCGAUGUCAUUGCCAACUGUUCCGGGUACGGCGUCAUUGGUGCAUGCGAGGACCAGGAUGAGCACGAGGUCCGCAAUCAAUUCGAGACCAACUACAUGGGUACGUUGAACAUUAUCCAGGCCAGCCUUCCCUACUUCCGCAAGCAGAAUGGCGGUCGGUAUCUCAUCUUCAGCUCCACGUCUGGCGCCCUGGGUGUGCCUGGUCUCGGUCCUUAUUGUGCGACCAAGUACGCGGUGGAGGGCCUCAUCGAAGCUAUGCUGUACGAGACAGAUUCUUUUAAUGUGAAAGCUACGCUUGUCGAGCCCGGCCUUGUUCGGCGGGACGAGCCUGACAGCUUAGUUAACCCUCUUCCUACCUGGGGUCACUUCUUGAUCAAGCCGGCCAGCGAGCCGUAUGCACAGGCCACGUCGCCUGCUCUACACGCCAAAAGGAUGGUACAGUGGCUUGGAGAUCGCCAGCCGACGAGCGCAGUCAAGUGUGCGGAACUCGUGUGGCAGCUUGCUCACUGUUCCUAUCCUCCUCUGCGUCUGCUGCUUGGGAGCUAUGCUAUUGAGAGCAUCAGGGAUAGACUGAGGUCUGUUACGGAGGAGCUUGAGGACUGGAAGCAUCUCAACUUCCCAUCAGCCCCCGAUCAGGUGGGAGAGGAACCAGAGGCAAGGAGCCGUCGGCUGGUUACGGAGCAGGAGGUUGGAGAUUCUGACCAGGAUAAGGGCGCAGCAGUAUUGAGGAAUGGAUGAUUAACUGCCGGGGUAUGUCUGGUGGCUUACAGCGCGUAACAGGUUAAUUAGGUGGGUACAGUCGUGUGUACCCGACUUUUGCGAGUCAAGCGGUCCAAAACCGAACAGGUGAAACAGUCAGGCCGAUCGACAUCUUAAUAUCCUGAAAUUGACAACAACCCCGUCGCCCUGCCCUCCAUAACUCCCGGUACCUGGCGUCUGAGGCUCUCUCCAAUCAUUUCCUAAAUGCCUCUACCCACAUUCACACUCCGAUCGUGUCGCGGCAUUGGCCUGCAUAGGGACAGGGUGGAAGGUCGACUUUUUCUUAACCCCCCAUUUAUCUCGUGGCGUCGUACCUC
Messenger RNA from Sodiomyces alkalinus F11, 1392 nucleotides. RefSeq names its product short chain dehydrogenase. The transcript has a single exon. The record is from RefSeq and is a predicted model, not a curated record. Bases 122 to 1054 code for a protein of 310 amino acids. NCBI's taxonomy places the organism in Eukaryota, Fungi, Ascomycota, Sordariomycetes, Glomerellales, Plectosphaerellaceae.